AAGUCCCGCCCAAACCGAUCUUGGUCUGCCGUCCAUCGGCUCGCUCGACAUUGCCUAUCCCGGGCAAGAGACCUCCCUCGGGACCGCUGGCUCGAGACGCACUGCCGGGACCGGUCUCUUUCUCUCUGCCCCGACCCAACUCAGCUCAACUCAGCUCCAACAACCCCCACUGCUCGCUCGAACGAUCCAGGCUGCUCAUGGCUGACCAGGCAGCCGCUCCGCGAGCCUACUCCUCCCGCAUUCCGAGACUCAGGGGUGCCCCGGUCUCGCCAAAGGGCAACCAUAGACUCCAACCCUCUGAGCCCGAGAGCCGCAAUGCCGCCUCAAGUUCUGGGCCAUCGCACGUCCGUGCCGGCCUCGCUCGAGCUCGAAACGAACCCGAGUCCUUUGGGCCAAUGUCGACUGCCAGCGACUCGCCCUUUGCGCAGAUGGCGACGCAUAUUCACGCCAACCAGUUCGGAGGGAGGCUGCAGGGCCUCGAAAAUGGCCGGAUUCGAGUGCGUCCCGCAUCACCGAUGAACUACAAACCCCGCAGCCAAAGUCCCGAGCACGAUCCGGCCGAGCGGCUCGUCCACAAUAUCCGCGAGGACGAGGCCCUGCGCUUCGCCCGGCCAGCACAAAGCCGCUCUCGACUGCGAACAGCCAGCGACGAGGCCGACCCGGACCAGAAUCAGCGGACAACAAGCAAAUUCGAUCCUCUGGUCUCGGGGUAUGGGUCGGCACCGGGACCGGUGGCUCCGCCGGAGAGUGAUUUUCGGUCGAGUCUGGGCAGCAGACAUCGUCACCCAAGAUCGUCACCUCCCCAGCCCGAAUACGUCUUUGUUCCCCCGGCCGCACCCAAGUACUUCCUGUGGGAUAGCACUCCGAUCGGACCACCGCUGGAUCUUUCUCGAAUCGGGCUGGUGCCGGAGUCUGUUCGUGUGCACGCACCGUCGAUCCAGAGCCUCAAAGCCCGCUUCUUUGGUGUCCAAGGGGAGCUCGGGUUUCUGAUCGGGCGCACAGUCUCGGACUACCUGCAAGAUGCCCCAAACUCGAUCCUGCUUCUGGACCGCUUCGACGCUGGGAAGAGGAUCUGGAACGGCCAAGACAGCUUCAUUGUGCCCAGCAUGGUCCUGCGCGACGAUAUUGUUGUCAAGGUCACCCGGGGCGAAUGCGCCGGAUCGGCAGUUGAUCACCUCCGGGUCGUCGGGGCCAAUGAAUACUAUUUUCUCCUGAAGCUCUUUGAAACCUCGGUCCACCAGCCCGAACCUGGCCCAGCCCUGAGCGGAUUAGUUCCAAGCCUGAUUCACUGCGUCAAUGUUCGAGACGAGAUACUUCACUUGUCGUUCCGUCUGCUGCUCCCGGUCGUCAACUUUCGCCUCAUGCCCAUCUAUGCCCUCCGACUGGUCCCUACAACAUUGACAUCUCGUUUGACUUCCGGGGAGCAGUCGGACGAACUAUCGUUUGGCUAUGUCACAAUCGACCAGGCCCGCCAAGUGCUCCCGCUCAGCAUGAGCGAUCCGAAACUCGGCAGCAUGCCGCUUGUUGGCAUCUGGAUCAACCAAAUCCCGAUAGACAGCCACCAAAUCUACCAGCACUGUAUUCACUUCAUCAAGAACACGAGCUUGAGGUUCAUGGAGACCGGUCGCCCAAUCAUGUUGAUCGUGUCAUUCGAAAAGCGGCCUAGUGGCACAAGGUUUUGCUUGCCCAAGUUCUAUGAGUGCGUCUACCAGAUCAACGACACCCAGCCGCCUUUCCGCCCCUAUGGAGGCGACAUUCAAAUCGAAAUCGACUCAAUGGAGGAGCAAUCCCAGCACUGCGUGAUGGAAGUCAAUCCGAUUCUUCCGGCCUCGGAGCCUGGCUUUGUCGAGGCCAUCCGAGACAUGUUCCAGAUUAAUCUUGGACCGCCAUCACCGGUCGCCGUCGAGCCUGUCUUGACCUCAAAUGCACUGGUUGGUGCAUCAGACUCACCCGAUCAAUCAUCUGAAACAACUGCAAGUCGAGGAAGGUCGGCGGCAUUUGCGACGCCAGAUGCACACGGCUCAACGCAAGUGAAGGACGGCUCCUCCAGUCCAGGCCGUCGAGAUAACAGAGAAUCAUCAAUGGAUCGCAGCGCCGGUCAAGACGACCAGAGACUGGAUCACAGGACCGUCCACGUCGCAACAGAUGCGUCUGGUCAUCUGGACUCGAUCGAUAUCACACCCAAGGGAACGGCAUCUGCAGCAGCUCGCACCGAUCUUCCUCCGCCUGCGACGGCAGCCAAUGAAGCCGUGCUGCUCCAGCAACAGAUGUACAUUGCUUAUCUCCAGCAGCAAAUGGAUAUUAUCCGGUCGCAGCUGUCCCUGAUGACGAUGCCGGGACUUGGCGCUGGAAUCCCCGGCAUCGGUUCCGGGAUGCCUGGGAUGCCCGGCUUCGGCAUUGGGCUCUCUGGACUGCCAGGCGCGAUCCCAAGCGUUUCACCGAUCGGCACGGCGUAUGGCAUGAUGCCAGCCUCCGUCCCUCCGACUCCACGGCCGCCUCCUGCCGAGUCAAGGUGCACAGUAGGGACAAACACAAGCCUGGUUUUUGAAGCGACAGCUGUAGCCGGAGCAACCGAUGGACGUCUACCCGAGGAUGCUGUGACCAGCCGGAGUGGCCAAAGCGGGCCCGCCCAGCCGCCACCGGGAGCACGGACGGAUGACAAGCCGCCGCAGGAUCGUGGGUCUGAGCAGAGACUCGGCUACACCACCGAGGGCGAUGCCGGCCUUGUGAUUGCACCGACGGAGAGGUUGCAGAUCUUUGAUCAUGUACGAGGCAAGCAUGGCGGUUUCACACUCCCACCCGACACCGGAAGCAACUAUCGCCCGUUUUGGGGGAUCGACGACAUACAUGACCAGCCGGCCCAUCUCAAAUCAUCCACCUCCAAGGACACUCCAGCAGACCUUCACCUUUCCGAAACAAGGUUUUCUGGCAACAACACCAGCUCUGCUGUCAUCGACAAGACCCAGGACCAGUUCCAGGAUCUUUCCCACAUCAUCCGAACCGUGCCUGCUGACCUGCAAGCCAAGGGCCGCCACGAGGCCAUCGUGCCCGAAGCCGAUCUCGAGCCGGACGACUUUGAGCAACUUGACUCGAGCUUUGAGACAAUCUCGGAGACACCUUCUCCGGGACACGUCCCAAGCCCGCUCCUGGGCACCAACGGCCGUGGGGCACGACAACAGCAGCAAACUGACUUGGCCCGCGAAGCAGCCUCCGAACGAGAUGUCGACGGUGGGACGCGGUUCCAUUCGAAGUCGCUGGCGCUGGACCCGUCGAUGGAUGCCAGGGAUAUCAUCGCUGGACUAGCAAGCCAUCCAGAGGAAAGCUUUAUCUUUGUCUGUGACAAGCCAGAAGGCGCACAGGCUCAGGGAAAGCCCAUGAACGAGGAUAGAACUGCAUCCAUCCAAAAUGGAUCCAACGCGGUGGUUUCAGCAGGGGACGCCCCGAUGGCCACGGUGCCCUCUGUCCGAACUCGACGGCUAUACUCCGAGUCGGACGACGACGAUGAUGACAGCGACGAUCACGAGCCUUUCUCUGCCGCGACCCUUGAGUAUCUUCAAAAGUACGGGCUCCUGACCCCAGGCUCUGCUUACGGUGCCCCUGCGGGUGAUUCGACCAGCGAGUCCGAUUCGUACAACGAUUAUUCGGCACGGCCCCGGCGACGCACGGCGUCGAGCUCAUAGCCAUGCGAGAGCUGCCCGACCAUCUGCGGCUGCUGGGCAACGGGGCCGAACCGAUGCGAGGGAUCCGAGUAUCGAUUGUGUGAAACGGGACAUUCAGCCUCGCUUUCGUUGGCCACCUUUUUGAAAUUGCAGACCAAUACACUCUUUCGCUGCUUCCAGGUCAUCUGCGGU
Molecule: messenger RNA, 3851 nt
Organism: Polychytrium aggregatum
Lineage: Eukaryota; Fungi; Chytridiomycota; Chytridiomycetes; Polychytriales
Exons: 9
Coding region: 198-3680 (1160 amino acids)
Biological process (GO): smoothened signaling pathway; mitotic spindle organization; protein localization to centrosome
Cellular component (GO): centrosome; centriole
Source: RefSeq, a predicted model, not a curated record